Molecule: messenger RNA, 2810 nt
Organism: Xenopus laevis (African clawed frog)
Lineage: Eukaryota; Metazoa; Chordata; Amphibia; Anura; Pipidae
Gene: safb.L
Product: scaffold attachment factor B L homeolog
Exons: 19
Coding region: 51-2462 (803 amino acids)
Biological process (GO): regulation of transcription by RNA polymerase II; regulation of mRNA processing
Cellular component (GO): nucleus
Molecular function (GO): RNA binding; nucleic acid binding; sequence-specific DNA binding
Source: RefSeq, a predicted model, not a curated record
GCCAGGCCGGGUUUUCAGUGAAGCGAUUGGUUACAUCCUACGCAUGCGUAAUGAAUGCGGUCAGUGGGUAUCGGCCAUUUUCUACAUGCGUUUGUGAGGCGGUGGUCGAGACCCUGCUGGUAGCGCAUUUUAUUUUAAUUUGGCAUAUAUUUAUAUUUUUUUCCUGGUGGUUCUGUCUCCUACGGGAUAACAUGGCAGACAAUCAGUCACCCGGGGACUCCGGCUUGUCUCAUGGCUCGGAACCAGAGAUCAAAAAGCUAAGCGAACUGCGAGUCAUUGAUUUAAAGGCCGAGCUUAAAAAGCGGAAUGUGGACACCGGUGGGAAUAAGAGUGUUCUCAUGGAGAGGCUUCGCAAGGCUAUUGAAGAUGAGGGAGGAAAUCCAGAUGAGAUACAAGUAUCAUCCGACACACCAAGCAAAAAGACUCCAAAACGAAGUGGUAGAGUGCGUAAAAUGGAAGAAGGGGACGAUAAUGGUGUCGAAGAUGAUUCUGGAGAUAACCAGGAAACUGAAGACCCGAGCAUGGAGCAAGAAAAUGAGAGCGUACACAUCAUAUUGGGGGAAAAUGAUGAAUCUGAGCCACUUAAGGAAGAUGUUCCAGAAGUAGAGGAGUCAGUUAAGGAUGAAAUUUCAUUGGAACAAGAGAAGAUCAAAGAGGAAGAUGUUUUUGUAACAGUUGAAUCAGCUGACACAUUAGAUUUAGCUGGAGAGUCCAAUCAAGAGGGAGAAACUGAAGAAAUUAAAACUUUAGAGUUAGAUGAUAGGGAAUCUAAUGAACAAAACACAAGCAAGGAAAAUGUGGACAUUGAUAUGGUAGAUGUAGAAAAAACAAGUGAGCAGAAUAGCCAAGCACAACAAAAUCUUAAAGACUUGGAUUCAGAGGAAAAACCUGCUGAUGAAGCUAAAGAUGCAGAAGAACCAAAGAAAACUGAAGAAUGCAGAGAGGAAGAAGCAUCUGCCACUAAAGCGUCCUCUGCAAAUGAGGAUGAUCAGAAGAUGAGCUCUGUUGAAGAAGAGAUUGAGAAAAGUAUGUCAAAAGAUGAGAAAGGUCAAAUUGAUGCUAGUUCUGGAAGAAAUCUUUGGGUAAGUGGCCUUUCCUCCACCACAAGAGCAACAGAUCUGAAAAAUCUCUUCAGCAAAUAUGGAAAGGUGGUUGGUGCAAAGGUGGUAACAAAUGCCCGUAGUCCUGGAGCGCGUUGUUAUGGAUUUGUUACAAUGUCCUCUUCUGAGGAUGCAACAAAGUGCAUCAGUCAUCUUCACAGGACAGAGCUACAUGGAAGAAUGAUAUCAGUGGAGAAAGCAAAAAAUGAACCAGCUGGAAAGAAACCUUCUGACAAGAAAGAUAAUGAGCCAAAGAGAGAGAAGUCCUCAAGCAGUGAUAGACGCCAUUCAACUGAUAAAUCAGAGAAGACUUCUCCCACCAAAAAAGAUGAAGGCUCUGACAAAAAAGAUGAUGAAGAAAAGCCUGCAGACAAUAAGGAAAAAGAAAAGGAGGAGCACAAAUCUGGAACAUCAGAUCGGUCAAGAAGCAGCAAAUCUGGUAGUAGAGGAACUGAAAGAAUUGUUGUAAUGGAUAAAUCAAAAGGAGAACCAGUCAUAAGUGUAAAAACCUCAUCCGAUUCUAAAGAAAGGAGCUCUAAAAGUCAGGAGCGCAAGUCUGAGAGCAAAGAAAAGAAAGAGAUUCUCUCCUUCGAUAAGAUUAAAGAACAAAGAGAACGCGAGCGGCAGAGGCAGAGAGAGCGAGAGAUCAGAGAAAUGGAGAGACAAAGGGAACGAGACCGCAGAGCCCGUGAACGUGUUCUUAUGAUACGAGAAAGAGAAGAACGGGAGAGACUGCGAAGGGAGCGCGCCAGGCUUGAGUUUGAAAGAGACCGUCUUGAUCGAGAACGUAUGGAGCGCGAGAGACUAGAAAGAGAGCGAAUGCGUAUAGAAGAAGAGCGGCGAAUAGAGCAGGAGCGCAUUCACAGGGAAAGGGAGGAGCUUCGUCGUCAGCAAGACCGAUUACGCUAUGAACAGGAUCGCAGACCGGGAGUGAGAAGGCCAUAUGAUUUUGAUGCAAGGAGAGAUGAGCCCUACUGGCCGGAAUCAAAGAGAAUGGCUUUGGAUGACCGAUACAGAGAUUUUGACCGGUUUCAUAACUUCGACAGAGAUCGUGGUCGGUAUCCAGAUCAUAUGCACAUAGACAGGAGAGAAGACGGAAGGGGCGGGAUGGGAGGUAGAGAAGGAAAUUAUCCAGAUCGUCAUGGAAGAGAUCCUAGAGAUGGAUGGGGAGGAUAUGACAGACGCAUGAAUGAAGGUCGUGAUGUCCCCCCACAAGGAAGAGAUGGUCGGGAUUGGGAUCGUAAAGUUGAACCAGAUAGACAAAGGCCAGGAGUUGUGGAUGGCAUGGUAGCAAGAGACCACGACAGGUGGCAAGGUGAUCGUGCCAUGCCUGGUCCUGGGCAAGGACAUGUAAUGAACUGAGGAGAAAUGCACAGCAGCUUUCCACCUGGCGAGGGUUCCACAGGGUAUAUCCGCUAUUUUUGACCAUCAAGAAGGAUGUUUUGGAGGACAAUAUACACCCGAUGACCCCAGAUUCAGUCGUUAUUAAAUAUUUUAAGCAUUUCUUUUUAACAGUGUGGCGUUAAGGACUUUGUGUACAAAAGAUUUUUGUCUAUUUUGAACUGACCUGAUUUUGCCUUGUUGAACAUUUUUGUUAAUAAACCAUUGUUUCUGAGGAAACAUUCCAUUCUCGUAAUUGUGUGUACAGUUUCAGUGUGAUAUAUUUGAGAUUUUCCUCCCGAAAGCCUUAAAUAAAUGUUUUAUUUGAAA